CUUUACAUUCUCGGUCGAAAUAUCGGCGAGCCGUCUAGGGUUCAGAGCGCCUAAAACCCUAAAAUCCCGAGCUCGAAGAAGUAGAAACCCUAGUCGAUGAGAGAGCAUCAGAAGAGCAACUCCAUGGAGGAGAAGAACAAGACCAAGUCAAAGAUCUCCAACGCCACUCAAGCCGAAAUUUUCGCUUCGUGCUCCUUCAACGACCUCGGACUUCACCCGAAUCUUUGCCAACAUCUUCAAGAAAAAAUGGGAUUUCAAGUUCCAACUCAGAUCCAGGCUCAGGCAAUUCCAGUUGUAAUCGAGGGGAAAGAUGUACUUGUUAAUGCCGCUACUGGGACCGGAAAGACUAUUGUGUAUCUCGCACCAAUUGUGCAUUUACUUCAGGCUUAUGAUCAGCGGAUUCAACGAUCCGAUGGGACUUUUGCGUUGGUUCUUGUGCCGACGCGAGAAUUGUGCAUGCAGGUUUAUGAGAUUCUGCAGAAGUUACUACACCGUUUUCAUUGGAUAGUUCCUGGUUAUAUCAUGGGUGGAGAAAACAGAGGAAAGGAAAAGGCUAGGCUGCGAAAAGGAAUAUCUAUCCUUGUUGCAACCCCUGGGAGGUUGUUGGAUCACUUAAAGAAUACUUCUUCUUUUGUAUAUACUAAUUUACGGUGGAUGGUCUUUGAUGAAGCUGACAGGAUCCUUGAGCUUGGUUUUGGGAAAGAAUUAGAGGAAAUACUGGAGUUUUUGGGUUCCAAGAAAACUGACUCUACUAACAAAGAGGAUAUAGGAAAGAAACCCGGCAAUAUUUCAAGGCAAAAUUUACUUCUGUCAGCAACUUUGAAUGAAAAGGUGAAUCACCUAGCUAAUAUCAGUUUAAUCAAACCUGUUAUGAUUGGUUUAGAUGAAAAGAAGGUCUCGUCCGACCUACCAAUCCCAUCAAUUAGAAAAUUCUCAACUACAGAAUCUGACGGGGAUGAAGAAUCAGAAAGUAUUCAAGUAUUAGCAAGCCAUUCAACUGAUAAUUAUAACCUUCCAACACGGUUAAUCCAAAAAUAUGCUAAAGUUCCCUGUGGUUCUCGGCUAGUUGUGCUUUUCUCUAUUCUUAAGACUUUAUUUGAAAAGGAAGUUUCUCAGAAGAUUGUGGUUUUUCUUUCGACGUGUGAUGCAGUGGAUUUCCAUUAUUUUCUUUUAAGUGAAUUCCGAUGGUCUCCCAAUCCUCAAACUGAUAUAAAUCAGAAGCAAACAUUCAUCAAAUGUAAGACAUUUCGAUUACAUGGGAACAUGGACCAUGAUGAUCGGAGGGCAACAUUUCAGGGAUUUAAAAGUGAAAAAUCGGCACUUCUCUUAUGCACAGAUGUUGCUGCAAGAGGUUUGGAUAUCCCAAAAGUUACAUGUAUCAUUCAGUAUGAUUCUCCAGGCGAGGCUUCAGAAUAUGUGCAUAGGGUCGGAAGAACUGCUCGGUUGGGUGAAAAGGGAGAAGCUUUACUGUUCCUGCAACCUAUUGAAAUUGAUUAUUUGCAUGAUCUACAGCAACAUGGUGUGUCCUUGAAAGAGUAUCCUGUUGAAAAGGUUUUAGAUAGUUUUCCGCUGCAUGGCCAAAGGCAUCACAAGAACUUGGCAACAAUAGAGAUGCAUCCUUGGGUAGUAUUUUUGCAGAGGGCACUGGAAGGCUUUAUUGCAGCAGAGGCCAAGAUGAAGACACUAGCCAAGAAUGCAUUCUGCUCCUGGGUUCGUGCAUACACUGCUCAUAAAGGCGAUCUGAAGAGGAUUUUUAUGGUUAAAAAGCUCCACUUAGGGCAUGUAGCAAGAAGCUUUGGUUUAAAAGAUCAGCCUUCUUUGGUCGGUAGAUCAUUCCAAAUGCAGGCGAAGAAGAGGAAGAAGGAUCAGAGGCAAGUCAAGCCAUCUAAAAGGAGAAAAUUCUCCACGAAAGCCAAAUAAAUGAAAUUUGGAUCACUUGCUUUUCUGGGCUUAAAAAGUUAUGCUAGAAAUGUUUGCAUGUAUUAUCAAUUUUGAAAUAUUAUUCCGAUGCAGUUCUUGUUUCCCUGUAAUAGCCAGAUUAUGAUCAAGUAGGUGUUUCUUUGGUAAAA
Asparagus officinalis (garden asparagus) is the source of this 2069-nucleotide messenger RNA. RefSeq names its product DEAD-box ATP-dependent RNA helicase 17. The transcript is spliced from 10 exons. NCBI's taxonomy places the organism in Eukaryota, Viridiplantae, Streptophyta, Magnoliopsida, Asparagales, Asparagaceae. Bases 97 to 1920 code for a protein of 607 amino acids. Gene Ontology annotation, biological process: ribosome biogenesis. Gene Ontology annotation, cellular component: nucleus. The record is from RefSeq and is a predicted model, not a curated record. Gene Ontology annotation, molecular function: ATP binding; nucleic acid binding; RNA helicase activity.